UUCAUCUGUUAAAUAUUACUUCAUUAUAAUGACUAAAUUCAUAUUGAUUUUUGUAUUUUUAUUCAUAGGGAUUGUUACAUUUGACAGUUGUCAAGGUCAAAGAGAUGCACCAAGGUAUUUCCAUAAUACCAACGCUACUAUUAAACACCCAACUACUCAUGAUGUGCAAACGAAGACUCACCACACCGCAACAACAACUGCAAGGCAUUACCAUGUGACCUCAACUCCAAGCCACACUACUAAAGCCGUACAAAAGAAAUGUUUAAAGAAAAUGAAACCAAACGAUUUGAUGAACUUAAUAUUUGGCUUGAUUCCUCGAAUAAAAACAAUUGAAUUCGCAGAAAACGAAAAUCUUCAAAAGCUUGCAGAACUUAUUGAAGAAUUAUUCAAACAUUAAAUGAAUGUAAAACACUCUUUUUUUAACGAAAAUACCAGUUAAAGCAAAAGUUUCUUAAUACACUAUCAAUUCAUCAUUCAA
Molecule: messenger RNA, 478 nt
Organism: Schistosoma margrebowiei
Lineage: Eukaryota; Metazoa; Platyhelminthes; Trematoda; Strigeidida; Schistosomatidae
Source: the annotation of a GenBank genome assembly